This is a messenger RNA of Yamadazyma jaroonii, 1089 nucleotides long. The record is from the annotation of a GenBank genome assembly. Lineage: Eukaryota; Fungi; Ascomycota; Pichiomycetes; Serinales; Debaryomycetaceae.
AUGUUAAGAUUUAUCCGUUCAUUACAUUUGGAAUCAGCUUCUACUUUACAAGAGAGGAUAAUACCCAGAUAUCUACCUAAUAAGAAACUUUAUAAUCUAACAUGGCCAUCACCACCUCAAAACGUUUACAUUACCAAGAAACCUAAUAAUAAAGAAGUUACAAAUUCAAUGAUAAAGUUUAUUAAUUUUUUGAAUACUCUGCAUCCUGAAAUGAAUAUUAUCCUAAACAAUCAAGUUAUUAAUGAGUUGAAUCAAUUAAGAUUGAAAACUGACCUUGAUGUUGUUGAGAAAUAUCAAUUCAAUCAAUUAGAUAAAGUUAAGAUAUUUAAUGGAGAUUUAGAUUUAAUUAAAGCUAAAACUGAUUUAUUAAUAACCAUAGGAGGUGAUGGGACGAUUUUGAAUUCAGUUUCCCAAUUUCUGAAUAGUAAUGUUCCACCAAUACUAAGUUUUUCAAUGGGAACUUUAGGAUUUUUAUUACCGUUCGAUUUUCAACAGCAUAUGGAGAUUUUUAAUAAGAUUAUUAAUAACAAGGGACAAGUUAUCAAGAGAAGUAGAAUAGAGUGUCAUGUUAUACGUCAAGGAUUAGAAGAGAAAAAUGAUAGAGUGAUGAAACAUGCAUUGAAUGAAAUUACUGUUCAUAGAGGAAGUGAAGAAAAUAUGGUAUCAUUAGAUAUUUCAAUCAAUAAUGAAUUACUAACCACUACUACAGCUGAUGGAAUCAUAUGCAGUACACCAACAGGUUCAACUGCUUACUCAUUGUCAGCAGGUGGUCCAAUUGUGCAUCCAUUAAUCGAAGGUAUAUUGAUCAAUUUAAUCAGUCCUCGUUCGUUAUCUUAUAGACCUUUAAUAUUACCACACGAUAGUGAAAUAAUGAUAAGGUUAUCUCCAAAGAAUAGAAAUAUUGAGAUAAAAUUAAGUAUCGAUGGUAUAAAACAACCAGAUUUGAAAAUGGGUGAUGAAAUUCAUAUAAUGAAGAAAUUAUCCAUAGAUAAUAAUAUUUGGUGUGUAAGUGGGGGAGAAAAUGAUUGGACCAAAGAUAUUAAUGAAUUAUUAGGAUUCAACAAAUCAUUCAAAGAGAGACCUCGUUAA